GACUUGCAAGUGGUUGUAAACGUCAAAAAUUGUCAUUAAGCAAAUAAAAUUAGUUUUCGGUGCAUGUUAUCUAGAUUAUAUUUGUUGAUAUUUAAAGUAGUGUAAACAAUUUAUUUUAGAAAAUGCCAAUUUAUGAAGGUAUUACAACCGAAAAAUUACAUGUUGUAAUAGAUAUUGGUUCUGCUUAUACCAAAUUGGGCUUCAGUGGUGAACAUGCACCUAGAUGCAUUAUCCGCACAGAAGUGUUUUGCAAGAAAACACAUAAAGUCAGAAAAAUAUAUGACUAUGAAGAUAAAUAUGAUUUAUAUGAUUUAUUGGUAGAUUUCAUACACAUAUUAUAUUUUAAAUAUGCUUUAAUAAGUCCAAAAGAUAAACCUGUUGUUAUCGUUGAAUCCUUGUUAAGUCCAACACAAUUUAGAGAUGUUCUGGCAAAGGUAUUUUUCAAACACUAUGAAGUUUCUUCAAUAUAUCUACUUCCAUCUCAUCUAGUCAGUUUAGCUGGAUUAGGAAUUGAAACUGCUUUAGUUGUAGAUGUGGGUUACAAAGAAGCCACUGUUAUUCCAAUUUGCUUUGGUUUACCAUUUGUACAUUCAUGGCAAGCAUUGCCACUUGCUUCCCAAAGCAUUCACAGUAAUAUAAAAACGUUGCUUGCUUCUGAAAAUAUGGGAAUGGUAGAUAUUAAUGAAAAUGUGCUGGAAGAUAUAAAAGUAAGAUGUUGUUUUGUAACCACAAAAACGAGGGCGCAGUCUUGGAACGAAACGAAACCAACUAUAACACCAUGUCCAGAUGUAGAAUAUCCAUAUAACGGAAAAAGCAGUUUAAAAAUAUCGGGGAAACUGCGAGAGACCGUAUACGAAUUGCUUUACGUCGAGGACAACGAUCAUCAAUGUUUAUCCACGAUGAUUCUAGAUGCAAUUCUAAACGUGAACUUAGAUUUAAGAAAAAUAUUAGCAGAAAAUAUUUUGGUCAUUGGAGGUACAGCGAUGGCACCUGGAUUUAAAUCACGUUUAAAAGAAGAGCUGUACAAACAGCUAAAAUGUACUGCAUAUGAAAAAUUGAAAGUUAAUGACUUCAAAUUUCAUUCAUCACCUUCCUUGGAUAAUUACACUGCUUGGCUCGGUGGAGCAAUUUACAGUCAUACUGAAUUAAUUCAGUUCAAGUCCAUUUCAAGAGAAGAUUAUCUAAGAGAGAAUAGGAUUCCUGAUUGGAUAAAUUUGAAGGAUAAUCAAAUUUCUCUUUUAUAGAUCUAUGCAUAUAUUAUUUCAAUUAAAAAUUGCAUGAAGACGCACUAUUCACUAAAUGCAUUAAAACUAUUAUUAUUAUUUA
Nicrophorus vespilloides is the source of this 1326-nucleotide messenger RNA. RefSeq names its product actin-related protein 10 (gene Arp10). Bases 123 to 1244 code for a protein of 373 amino acids. Gene Ontology annotation, biological process: retrograde axonal transport of mitochondrion. NCBI's taxonomy places the organism in Eukaryota, Metazoa, Arthropoda, Insecta, Coleoptera, Silphidae. The transcript has 6 exons. The record is from RefSeq and is a predicted model, not a curated record.